UCCUCCCCAUGCCUCCCCCUUUUUAAACUAACCACUUUCUCUGCGCAGCGCAGUUCAAAUCACAGAGAGGGAAAGAGACAGCGAGCAGGCGGCAGUGGUUCAUUCUGCAGUGGCCAUAGCGAAAAUCUGCCUUCUCUGCAAAGUCCCUGGGGAUGCAAACUCUAUUCAACGGAUUUUAUAGAUAUUCAGUUGAUUGCCUACCAAACGAAACAUAUAUUGCCUGAGAAAGAAUCUGCAUACAAAAUAUGAGUAAAAUAUUUUGUGGAAGGUACUACGCUGCGUACAGACCCCCCGCUAUCAGGAAUUAAGAUUUCCCCACGUGGCCACCCUGUUCUGUAACCAAUGGCAACAUCGGUCCAGACCCUUCCUCUGAGCCGUGACCCCAGCAAGACAUUCCGUGACCCCUACUCGACCCCUACCCGGCCCACAGCCCUACUGGCCCGGUGCAGUAUGGGUAGUGUAGGCAGCCUAGUUGAGCACCCGGACGCGUCCCCUGCUAAAGGCAGCCGGGCCGUGCCCCAGGUGGGACCCAGACAGACCAACAGGUUAUUAAAGAAAGGCUUCAACCAGAGAGAGCUGCUCAACUACCUCAACAUCACCAGGAAAGAGGCCAAAGCGGGUAGCGGCCCAGGCAGCAGUAGGAAGGCAGGCAGCAUCUUCUCCAGCAUGCAGUCCAUGAACAGAGAGCAUGGACAUGAGGAGGAACACAUCAAGCUCUACUACAAAGACGGAACUGAGGUGGACGUAUCAAAAAACUCGCUGCCCAUUGGAGGGAAAUAUGAGAAGUCUCGUCUCAGGCCAUCUGCCUUCAAGCCUGUCACACCUAAGAACUUUAGUUCCAUGCAGAACCUCUACCCUGCCAAGAUGGAGGACUCAGACCAGGGCCUGUCCAACGGGCUCCACCGGGCCUACGCACACACACCUAGAGCUGUCUCCACCUCCUCUUCCUCCUCCUCACCCUCCCGCCACGGAGGACCCACCUCCAGCGGAACCAAGGCGGUAGCGUCAGGGCGUGGUCUGAGUCAGGAGGAUGACAACCUGUCAGACUCUGGUCAUAACUCCAUGAACAGUCUUCCUCCAUACAGACCUCCCUUCAGACCACAGCUGGCUCACAUCAGUGCCUCCAUGGGCCACAUCAACUCCAUUGGCUCUCUGGACCGAGCAUCAAAGGUUGUGGGGUCGUCGGGGGUCGCCAUGGCGGAGAUGGCCAUGUCGUGUCGUAGCAUGGCAACGCUCAGCCGCCUGGCGCCAUACGGAGGGGAGGCUCCGCCCCCUUAUGAACUGUCACUCUCUGUAGAGGAGGUGGUGCGUGAUCUGGAGGAGAGGCUGGUGGAGAAGGAACUCGAGCUGAAACAGAUGAGGAGGAACCUGGAUGAGAGUGAAGGAGCCAUCGUGCAGGUGUUUGAAGGUAAACAGCGUCUGUGGGAGAAGGAGUUGGAGGAGUUGAAGCAUCUGUACACCGCCAAGCUGCGUCAGGUUUCCCAGCAUGCCCACCAUUCAGAGCGUGCACUGCAGCUGCAGCUGUACAAGGCCCAGCAGGAGACGAACAGACUGCAGGAGGAACUGGAUGCUCUGACAGGGGGGAGACAGAGAGAGGGUCAGGGGAGUCUGAAGGAAACCAGCCCUACUCUGGAGGAGACUCAGUGGCAGGUGUGUCAGAAGUCGGGUGAGAUCUCGUUGUUGAAGCAGCGGCUGCGUGACUCCCAGGCGGAGGUGACCAGCAAGCUGUCAGAGCUGUUCCAGCUGAACACCCAGCUGAGAGAGACAAGAGGAGAGCUGCAGAGCCGUGAUGGACAGAUAGACACUCUGCAGACAGCCCUACACGGUGCGCAACCACGACGACAGGGGAAAGAGGGAGCGGAGGAGAGUGGGACACUAGGGUCUCGAGGUUCAGGAGGGGCAUCAGGCUCUACAGAGGAGCGCCUGCGAGCAGAGCUGUUGUUAGAGCGUCGUCAGAGCGAGGCCCAGGCUACGGCCUUCGAGCAGGAGAGACAGACGUGGCAGACAGAGAAGGAGAAAGUGAUCUGCUACCAGAGAGAGCUGCAGGCCAGUUACCUGGACAUGUACCACCACAACCAACUACUGGAGACAGAACUAUACCUGCUCAGAGGAGGAGGAACGCUGGAGAGGGAACUGCAAGAUGUGAGGGGAGGAAGAGGAGGAGGAGGAGAGAUGGGAGACUACAGUAAUGAGUCACUGGAAAGGGAAGUGCAGGAGGUGAGGAGAGGAAGAGGAGGAGGAGAGAGAGGAAGAGGAGAGGAAGACAGUAAACCUCCCCCUGGUCUUCCCUGGAUAGAGAGGAUAGAGUCAUCUGAGAUUUGACUGAGUGGACACUAGAGGGGGGGGCCCAUUCCAAACCAAACACUCGCCCCCUCUUCCUAUCUCCUUGAUGAAGACUCAGGCUUCUUACAGACUUGAAAAGACAGGAGGGCCCCAAUCCAAACCAAAUCCUCACCCUUCAUGUCCUUGUGGAGGUCCCAGUUCCAAUUCCAAAACAACUCUGCACUCCUACACUCCUAGACCUGUAUGAACUAGACUGAAUAGUGUGCAUGUAUAAUCAGCAAUACAAUGAUACACCCUCUCUGGUACUGUUUAUUGGAGGUUCCACUUCCUGUUUCAAUCCUGCAAUCAAUGAUAACUUCCUGUUUCAGUCCACAUAUCAAUGACAGCGUAUUAGAGUCGAGAACACAGUACAUUCCCUCAAGCACGACCCUGACCAAACCUCACUUUAGAGGGCUGCUUGAAUGUACAAAUCAUAAUGAUAAUAAUAAUAAUAAUAACCUAUUUGUAAUUGUUACUUCAUCUAAUUUAGUUCUGUGUGUAUAUAAUCAACCAGUGUGUUCCUCACAGCCGUUCUGUGGGCUAGUUGAAGUUCAGACACUGACUGGGGUAAAGUAAGGGUAGGCUGUGUCUCAAAUAGCACCCUGUACCCUGUAUAGUACACUACUUUUGACCAGGGUCCUGUACCAGUAGUGCACUAUAUAUGGAAUAGGGUGCCAUUUCAGAUGCAUCCUAGGACGUUGUUCAAAAGGAUCUAAAGGGAUUUAGGAUUUGUCCCAGUGUGGUGAAGUGAGGUGUGGCGAGGUGAAGUGUGGUGUGGUGUGGUGAAGUGAGGUAAGGUGUGGUGAAGUGAAGUGAGGUGAGGUGUGGUGAGAUGUGAUGAAGUGAGGUGUGGUGAGGUGAGGUGAGGUGUGAUGAAGUGAGGUGUGGUGAGAUGUGGUGUGAUGAAGUGAGGUGAGGUGUGAUGAAGUGAGAUGAGGUGUGAUGAAGUGAGGUGUGAUGAAGUGAGGUGAGGUGUGAUGAAGUGAGGUGAGGUGUGAUGAAGUGAGGUGUGGUGAGAUGUGGUGUGAUGAAGUGAGGUGAGGUGUGAUGAAGUGAGGUGUGGUGAGAUGUGGUGUGAUGAGGUGAGGUGUGAUGAAGUGAGGUGUGGUGUGAUGAAGUGAGGUAAGGUGAGGUGAGGUGUGAUGAAGUGAGAUGUGGUGAAGUGAGGUGAGGUGUGAUGAAGUGAGGUGUGGUGAGGUGUGGUGUGAUGUGAUGAAGUGAGUUGAGGUGAGGUGUGGUGAGAUGUGAUGAAGUAAGAUGAGGUGAGGUGAGAUGAAGUGAGGUGUGUUGUGAGGUGUGGUGAGGUGAGGUGAAGUGUGGUGAGGUACGGUCAUUACAUCUCUGUAAUAAUCCAGGCUGUAUCACACCCGGCCGGGAUUGGGAGUCCCAUAGGACGGCGCACAAUUGUCUCAGCGUCGUCCGGCUUUGGACUGGGUAGGGCCGGCAUUGUAAAUAAGAAUUUAUCCUUAACUGACGUGCCUAGUUAAAUAAAAGUUAAAUAACAUAGAAUAAUAAUACGUCUGUGGUGUGUACAGUAGGCCUAAUGUAAAUGACAUGAAAAGUUCUCUUCAUUCAGGGAGCGUCCAGGGAGCUGGGCUCAGAGAGGAGACAGCUGUACCACUGAGUUAAGUAGGAUUACUAGACCAUCACACGCCAGUACAUGGAUGCUAUUGCUCUGCCAUUAACUAGGAGAAUUUUAGUUAUGAGGAUGACAAGUUCCUUUUUGGGGGGUAAAAUGACCCUUUAAGAAAACUAAUACUGUAACAAUACUGUAAAUAAAUGUAUAUUUAUUUUCAUGUGAAUCUAUUUUCUGCCCCCAAAUUACUAUUUUGGAAUGUGUAUAUAGUUGUAAUUUGGAUAUACUAAUGCUGCAGAAGCCUGUACUGUUUGAGUAAAGGACACUUUGAAUGAAUAGCCGAAUACAGCCGAAUAUUAAAGCUCUCUGCAUCCCAUUGGACUAAUUACUGAUCA
Molecule: messenger RNA, 4293 nt
Organism: Salvelinus fontinalis (brook trout)
Lineage: Eukaryota; Metazoa; Chordata; Actinopteri; Salmoniformes; Salmonidae
Product: NEDD4-binding protein 3-A-like
Exons: 11
Coding region: 343-2322 (659 amino acids)
Cellular component (GO): cytoplasmic vesicle
Source: RefSeq, a predicted model, not a curated record